AUGACGACCGGAUCAAUGUCACUCAAGGCAACCGCCAAAGAAUUCACUCCAUCAUUCAACAUCUCCAAGCAGCCUCAGACUGGAGGUGCCGCACCUAUUCCUGACACCGUACCAACACCGUCGUCGUCGUCGUCUUCGUCUUUGUUAUUAAACCAACCUUCUGAAACACCCAAGACCCGAUCGAACGGGAAUAUCAAGGAGUCUUCUGUACAUAAUAAUAAGCCGAGGCCCCAACAGAAGCAACAGAGCCGUGGACAGCCACGACAAGAGAACGGUCAACAAUCAAACCAGCACCAGCAUCACCAGAACGGAGGAGGAGAACGAGGACAUCAGAAAUCCGAUCAAAAGCGAGAUCCGCAGCAACGGACUAACGGACCCAGCAACAAGUCUCGACACCCACACCCACAACAACAACAACAACAACAACAACAACAGCAACAACAACAGCAACAACAACAAGCAUCAUCAACAACAGGAUCAGGUCUGCAGUCCGGUAACCAUGGCGGCAAGAACAACGACCUUCACAACCCUACCCCUCACAACACUUCUCGGAGGAUCAAGAAUGCCAAUGCGCAGACAGGCCGUCCUUUGAACAAGGAGCAGAAUCGGUCAUCGUCAUCAUCUUCAAAUACACCAACAACAACCUCUGCUGCACAGGGAUCUUCUUCGGCACAUGGAUCAGGGAAGCACCAGCAUCAGCUUCAACAGCAACGAGACAACAACUCUGCAGCGACUGCGGCAGCGUCAGGAGCGAAGCCACGGUCUGGAUCGUUCUCCAAGACGUCUGCGCAAGGAUCUCACGCAUCGACAACCAACGCAAAGACGCGCAAGGGGUCGACCGACCACGCAAGUUCGGGAUCGAGCAAUAGCAACAGUGCCGCUAAUGGGUCAGCAAAUGCAGGAGGAUCCUCGAGUGCAGGAACAGCCUCUGCAAGCGACAUUAUCCCAGGAAUGGAAGCGACUGCUUUUAUCUGUCUCACAGAUGUCAUCCUUCCUGUACGACAUGUGGUUAAGGAUGGAGUAUCUACCAUGGAACAAGGAUCUGAUGCCUACCUCGAUUGGAUCGUGCGGUCGUUGAAAGAGCAUGAAGAGAUUACACUGAUUGGUAUGGAGGCAGCGAUCCCAGACAUCAUUGCACUCGAUGGGCUUGGAGGAAACAAGAGUUGUCUCCAGUUCCGAAUGCGUCGAGGACAAGGAUAUAUCCCCCUCGAGAAACGUCCUCCUCGGUCGUAG
Messenger RNA from Linnemannia hyalina, 1233 nucleotides. The record is from the annotation of a GenBank genome assembly. Lineage: Eukaryota; Fungi; Mortierellomycota; Mortierellomycetes; Mortierellales; Mortierellaceae.